This is a messenger RNA of Ustilaginoidea virens, 240 nucleotides long. RefSeq lists its product as uncharacterized. Bases 1 to 240 code for a protein of 79 amino acids. Lineage: Eukaryota; Fungi; Ascomycota; Sordariomycetes; Hypocreales; Clavicipitaceae. The record is from RefSeq and is a predicted model, not a curated record. The transcript has 3 exons.
AUGGACUUUGAAAUGCGCGCCGCCCAUCUUCCCAAGGAAAGCCAAGGCCAGGCCCAUGUGACGGAAAUCGGGUCCGGGCACCGCGGUCGCGAUCGCGAUGCUGCCAUGCUGGCCGUCAUGGGGAAAAAGCAGGUCCUCAAGCGCAAUUUCGGAUUCCUCUCCAUGCUGAGCUUCAGCUGCACCAUCCUGGGGACCUGGGAAGGCGUCCUAAUCAUCUUUGCAUCCGGAUUUCUAAAGUGA